Molecule: messenger RNA, 930 nt
Organism: Aspergillus chevalieri
Lineage: Eukaryota; Fungi; Ascomycota; Eurotiomycetes; Eurotiales; Aspergillaceae
Product: ELYS family protein
Exons: 3
Coding region: 1-930 (309 amino acids)
Source: RefSeq, a predicted model, not a curated record
AUGGCUCCCUGGGACGAUUUCGACGCCAUAUUCUCCUUUAACAGGAAUUUUGUGUACGAUGGCAAGGUCAUUGAGCAGAUUAUCUCCAACCGUCGUGCGCUGGAGAACAGGCUCUUCGCAGACCGACUGCUAGGAUUGCUCGGGGUCAAAGCAGUUACGAAGCUCUAUCCUCCCAAAUCGAAUUCAGACCUCCGGACGCUCGUUGGACACAUCACUUCGUCGCCGCUGGACAUUCAUCACAAGCAAGCCUUGAUCUACUACAUCCUGAAGGACUGUCGUGCUGCCGGGGAUGCCGCCACACAUUUCGCUCGUCGAUGCCACUUGCCGGAAAAGUACAGGCUGUUCAUUGAAGGAUUGUGGAACCUGGAUCGCUUAGAAUUCAGGCGCGCCGUUGAGUUUCUGACCGAACCCUCUAUCAUCCCGACCUUCCCAGACGAGAUACUUUACGCCCUUACCCUUUCUAACCUCCCGAAGCACGAUGACAGCCUCGUCAUGGCAUACUACUUCACCGUCGGUCCCCCGCUUGCGACAGAGAAGGUCCAGAAAGCAUUCUUCGCAACCAUUUGCCGCGCUAGCAUUACGGAGGCAUUCUACUUUACGAGAAAAAAUGACGAGUCGCUGCGCCGUAGCUAUCUCGAACAAUUGAUCGUAUUUGUCCACAAGACUACCGCUGGUCAAAUACGAAGCAAGCGGGCCAUGGAGCUAAUUGGUCUCCCGCUGGACGAGAAGGAGGAACAAUGGUUUGAGGAAGCUCUUCUUCAAGGACGCGCAAAGGCGCUGCAUGGUGCCAAGGAUACUGUCAUGAUGCGACGACUUGCGACGGGGAAGUUGAGCGGGCUCCCUGCGGAUCUUGAAUCAUUGGGUGGAAAGAAGGUAGACGGUUUGAACUGGGAUAUUCUCAAGCAGAGCAUGCCCGUUCGCAAUACAUAA